Puma concolor (puma) is the source of this 840-nucleotide messenger RNA. It is a transcript of the gene BEND6, whose product is annotated as BEN domain containing 6. Gene Ontology annotation, molecular function: DNA binding; transcription corepressor activity. Gene Ontology annotation, biological process: positive regulation of neuron differentiation; negative regulation of Notch signaling pathway. Lineage: Eukaryota; Metazoa; Chordata; Mammalia; Carnivora; Felidae. Gene Ontology annotation, cellular component: nucleus. The record is from RefSeq and is a predicted model, not a curated record.
AUGCAGAAGAUCUUGCAAACAGAUGACAUUACGAAUACCCAAGCUCUUAGAAAAGGAAAAAGGAAAAGGACAGAGACAAUGGACUCAGAGAAUGCAAAUAGUGACAUGGAUAAAGGACAGAGAGACCCAUAUUCAGGAAAUGCCUUUCUGCCUGGUGAGAGCUCCAGUGAGGAAGAAGAGCCUUUAGCAGAAUUGUCAAAGGAGGAAUUGUGCACGAAAAUAAAAAGCCUGAAACAAAAACUAACAAACACCCGGAAAGAAAACAGCCGACUUCGACAGUCUUUGGUCAUGCUUCAAGUGUUACCACAGGCAGUCACCCAGUUUGAAGAAUUGGUUGGUAUGGCAGAGGCCCUACUUAAGGGUGGAGGAACUAUGUCUACAUCUGCAUCCACCCUCUGGAGAGCAACAAACAACUCCUCACCAGAUUCAUUUGCCUCAACAUGCAGUAAUUCUAAUUCUAAUUCCAGUUCACCAAUUUCCUUGAAGGCUGAAGAAGAGCCUCAUACUGAUGAGAAACAGUUCAAGAUUGAAAAAUGGCAGAUUGCCCGUUGUAACAAGAGCAAGCCUCAGAAGUUUAUUAAUGAUUUAAUGCAAGUACUUUACACGAACGAAUACAUGGCCACACACAGCCUGACUGGCGCAAAGUCCUCUACUUCGAGGGACAAAGCUGUAAAACCAGCUAUGAAUCAGAAUGAAGUUCAAGAAAUCAUAGGAGUCACAAAACAGUUAUUUCCCAACACAGAUGAUGUUUCAAUUAGGAGAAUGAUAGGGCAAAAGCUAAACAACUGUACCAAGAAGCCAAAUUUAAGCAAAAAUCUGAACUCUCAGGAUAUUAAGUAG